UGGUGCGUCACAUUACUCGGCAGCGGACACAUUCACUUUGCCUUCGCUUUAGCCUUUGUGCUGUAACUUGCAAGAAACGUCGGAGUACUCGCUUGCGCGCGCCCGCGGCGGCGGCGGCGGCGACGAGCGAUCGCAGCGGGUGACGCGGAGAUGGCGUCCAGGUGCUUCUUCCCCAGGGAGGCCGAGGCCGGCGGCCGGCACCACCACCACCAGUCCAAGGCGGCUGCGGAGGCGCUCGAGCAGCUGCACCACGGCGGGCGCGUCCUGUCGCGGGAGGACGUCGGCGGCGCAGUGCGCGUCAAGAUCGUGGUCAGCAAGCGCGAGCUCAAGCACAUGGUCGCGGCGCUCGGCUCGGGCACCGGCGGCGGCGGGGCGGUGGCGGCGGCGGCGGCGGUGACGGCCGCGGGGGAGCGGCACCGUCAGCGCGCGGCGGGCGGCGCCGGCGGCCCAGGCGCCGAGCAGAGGCUGCAGUCGCUGCGGCGGCGCAGCAUGCGGAGGGCGGCGGAGGCGGCGCGGCGGAUGCAGGCGAACGGGGAGUGGGAGCCCGGCCUGCAGAGCAUUCCCGAAGAGGUUUACUGAAUAUUAUACCAGUAGAUGGCGUCGUUAGUGAUGGUUAAUCACUUGACUAAUUAAGGUUGGGUUUUGAUCACUGCCUGCUAAGUCUAAGUGGUAGAUGUACUUGUACAGCGCUCUUGAUUUGUUCCCGGUUACUGUUGAGGGUUAAACCGUUAAUCCUCCCCCAAUGAGUUUGUGCAUUUUUUUUUCACUGUAAAAUUUUGGAUGGAAGAGAGGGGAGGUGGUGUUUGGACUGCAAUGCAACUGCUCCUGAUGGUGUUUGAGUGACUGUGAGAGUGAUUCAGCGAGUGGCUGAAUUUCUUCUCCUUUUUGUUUGUGGCACUGUAAAAGUUUUUACUGCCACUGCAGCUGAUGUAAAAUGGUUAAUUUUGAAGAAUUGACAGUUUACUGUCCGUGCUUAGUGCUUACUA
This is a messenger RNA of Oryza sativa Japonica Group (Japanese rice), 986 nucleotides long. RefSeq lists its product as uncharacterized. NCBI's taxonomy places the organism in Eukaryota, Viridiplantae, Streptophyta, Magnoliopsida, Poales, Poaceae. The record is from RefSeq and is a predicted model, not a curated record.